Messenger RNA from Fusarium falciforme, 516 nucleotides. RefSeq names its product Protein kinase domain-containing protein. The transcript has 3 exons. Gene Ontology annotation, molecular function: protein kinase activity; ATP binding. Gene Ontology annotation, biological process: protein phosphorylation. Lineage: Eukaryota; Fungi; Ascomycota; Sordariomycetes; Hypocreales; Nectriaceae. The record is from RefSeq and is a predicted model, not a curated record. The coding region runs from base 1 to 516 and encodes 171 amino acids.
AUGCCAAACACAUGGGGCGCACCGGUCCUUUGUGAUUUUGGCUCGGCCGUUACCGGGGAUAUAGAGCAUACAGAGGAUAUCCAGCCCGAUAUAUACAGAGCGCCAGAGGUUAUCCUGGAAGCACCAUGGCCAUAUGAGGUCGACAUAUGGAAUACAAGCUGCAUGAUCUGGGAUCUCUUCGAAGGUGGUCACUUAUUUACAGGACGGGAUCCUGAAUAUCAGACGUAUCGCAGUCGAGCGCAUCCUGCCGAGAUGAUUGCAUUGCUUGGACAACCUCCGCAGGCGCUUCUUCAGUCAGGCAAGUCAAGGCAUAAAUUCUUUACGGAUCAAGGGGAUUUCUGUACAGAUAUUCUCCUCCUAGAUAGAAUAUCGCUCAAGGAAAAAGAGACCAGCCUGGAAGGGGAAAGUCAAAGGAGAUUCCUCGUUAUGAUGCGAAAGAUGCUCCAAUGGGAUCCUUCGCAGCAUUCCUCAGCGAAGGCGCUGGCCGAAGACGAAUGGAUCAUGGAGCAUAUGUAA